Alternaria arborescens is the source of this 966-nucleotide messenger RNA. RefSeq lists its product as hypothetical. Bases 1 to 966 code for a protein of 321 amino acids. The transcript is spliced from 3 exons. The record is from RefSeq and is a predicted model, not a curated record. Lineage: Eukaryota; Fungi; Ascomycota; Dothideomycetes; Pleosporales; Pleosporaceae.
AUGGCGACCCACGAGCAGUACAUAUUGCACGUAACAGCAGGCGCAACAUACGACACCUCGAAACAUCAAGAUGUACUUGUAAACAGCGAGAAGCCGGUGGACGUAUCCUCCGAUCUGAUCGACGCGAGAAUACAUAUGCGCAUCAAAGACUACCGAGGCUUACCUGAAGGCUCCCCGAAAACGUCUCCUUACUUCUCGACUCCCCAACACCCAUACGACCGCUACUCGAUCUCCUUCUCCUUCACCCCUAAACAAGACAUCGCGGGCGACAAACUCGUCUUCGGAAACGACUUUGAUCACCCAAUACGCGAUCGCCUACCCCCGUUGUUUGACAAGGCGUUUGGAAUAGUCAAGUGGUGGAUCGAUCCGGGUCUCGAUGGCGACGUAUACGCCGACGAGCCGUACCUAUACGGCGCGCUGUUAUCUUCUAUAAACGUGUUCAGGAUUGGCAGCAAGGCAGAAGGAGAUAAGCCUAGUGGGGACGACCUAGAGGGCGAAGCGCAGACGCAGGGGGAUGUUGAAGUGCCUGGAUCAGAUGGUGAGGCUAUCGUCUACGAGGAGGGUGCAGACGGCGACGGAGUCGAAGUCAGGAAAGAAAAGCGUGUACCGGAUAAAUCUGGAGCGAGGCAAAAGUUCUUCCUCACGGAGCAAAAUCGAAAGGAUUUCGUGUUCGAGGCGGGGAGGGAAUACAAGUGCGACUUCUUCAAUCCAUACCUUGACUUCAAUGAGUUUGCGCUGAAGAUCGGGUAUGGGUUGCCUAACAUCAGUAUGAUCGGGCAUUGGGAUGGGCAGCCCCUGCGAUAUGUGCUCAAAAACCGGGAAACCAACCAAGAGCUCUUUGUUGUAGUGAUCGAGCUGCUGCCUACCGACCAGGCGAGGGAAGAAGGUGCGGAGGAUCCCAGGGAAAAGUUUGAGCAAGUACAUGGAAGUGAGAAGAAGGAAGAGAAGAAUGAGGAUUUGGAUUAG